AGAUGCUAUCGAAAGUACUGCACUUUCUUACAACCACAGCACUGCCUGAGGCAGUUACAACGCAUGGUAGGAAUCCUACAGAUCUACAUACGCGAGGUGUUUUCUCUGUAUAUAGUGCAACUACAGACUUCUAAUACUGUAAUUAGGAGCAUACACAUUUCAGUAACUGGAUAAUGGGAAAAGUGGAAUAUAGCUCGAAUGUUGAACCGUUUGGAACUGAAGAAUUACUAACCAGGCGUAGUUUUUGUAUACUUUGUUGAACUUUGAAUACGAAAGUGAUUUUCACGAAGAAAUAUUUUUAUAAAGCAAGUGUAGUUUAUUUAUUCAUUCGUUCAUUCCGGUAUUAAUUUAUUUAUUGAAACGUGAUUCGUACAAUGACUUUUUCUCGCUUUUUACCAACAUGGACGUAAAAUAUGGAACAUGUGAAAAUGUUUUAAAUAAUCGUGAAUGACAGUUUGAAUUGAACUUGGACUCUAUUUGACAUUUAUGAUGGAUGACUGCACGAAAAUAAUUAUGUAUGUUUGAAACGGGAUUUUCUACGGGGAGCACAAAACUCACUGACGUUUUCAUCGGUGAAGAUUUUGCGUGAGUUAAGAUUUAAUCUGGAACAGAUUUUAAAUAUAACUAAUGGAGUCUUCCUGUGUAUGAGUCUGAUAUAAACCAGAUUUUUCUUUUAUUUACACAUUUUACGAAACUGAUGACAGACUGGACCUACUUAAGCUUUGGAAGUCUUAACAACCAUCAGAUGCUCUGGCGUCCGUUUUGGCAAUCUGGACGGAUGGAUAAUAUUAAAAGUUCGAGGCAUGAAGGUACAGAAUUUUGACGCUCAUUAAGACAACCGAACGAGAACAUUCCCAAGUUUCAUAUUCUCCUUUUCACAAAAAUGGAUGACAAGUAUAAAAUUUUGGAAAGGAUAGACGAAGGAAGUUUUGGUGAUAUUUUUACACUACAGACAUUAACUGGAGGGCGUGUGUUCGUGCUAAAACAAAUAUCUUACAAAGGAAAUCUUCUGAAAAACGAAUAUAUCAUUGGCGAAAUCGAGUGUCUGAGAAACCUAAAGCAUGAUCAUAUCAUCAAGUUUGAAGAAGUAUAUGUCAAUUCUGACUCAGUGAAUUUGAUACUGGAAUAUGCUGAAAAUGGAAAUUUGGAAAAUUAUUUACGAGAACGUUUCCCAAUGAAAGGAAUAUUUCUAAGGCGAUUCAGUGUUCAGAUUUUAAAAGCGAUCGAGUUUUGUCAUUCGUGUGGUAUCGCUCAUAGAGAUUUGACCCCCAGCAACGUUUUAAUAACUGCGGACCACGUCAUCAAAUUGGCGGACUUCGGUCUCGCGGUUUGUGUGGUGACAUGCAAAGGUGAAGUGGUUUUGUGUGAUGAUUACAUUGGAAACGUUCCGUAUCUUGCCCCGGAAGUUCUACAGGAAGUUCCGUACAAUGCUUUAAUGGCGGAUUUGUGGAGCACAGGGAUUUUAUUAUACUAUCUCCUGUUUGGAAAAGUGUUAUUUCAAGGAACUUCUGAGGAUGUACUUCAUAAUUCCAAGAAGGUACCCAAAUUACUUUGUAGUAUAGACACCGGAUCUUUUUCUAGAACAGAGAAAAAUAUAUUCGGACAUAUUCAAAAUCUUUUGAAAUAUUUACCCAAAGAAAGAACUCCGAUUACGAGACUUCUGGGAACUGUGUCAGAUCAUUCCGAUAUAAAAAUGGCCUCCCAUCAGUCACGUGGUCAUGUUUGUGGAAUGAUACAAAAUAUGUCGGACCAUUCCGAAACCAAACUGGUCACCAAACCGUCACGUGACCUCGUAUGUGGAAUGGUUUCAUGUGAUGACACUCUUAGACAGGUAUAAUAUACCCAUUAUGCAUUGAAGACAUUUACAUAUACAAUGUACUACAUAUCAAAUAUAUAUACUGUUAUUUUUAAUGAAAUUUGUCAUUGAAUUUGUGAAGCUUUUGCUUUUAGUUUUGAAAUAAAACAAUAGAAUAUUAA
Messenger RNA from Pecten maximus, 1977 nucleotides. RefSeq names its product testis-specific serine/threonine-protein kinase 3-like. Gene Ontology annotation, molecular function: protein serine/threonine kinase activity; ATP binding. Gene Ontology annotation, biological process: autophagy; peptidyl-serine phosphorylation; autophagosome organization. NCBI's taxonomy places the organism in Eukaryota, Metazoa, Mollusca, Bivalvia, Pectinida, Pectinidae. The coding region runs from base 884 to 1837 and encodes 317 amino acids. Gene Ontology annotation, cellular component: autophagosome; cytoplasm. The transcript has a single exon. The record is from RefSeq and is a predicted model, not a curated record.